Salvia splendens (bonfire salvia) is the source of this 928-nucleotide messenger RNA. RefSeq lists its product as uncharacterized. Gene Ontology annotation, biological process: negative regulation of catalytic activity. Gene Ontology annotation, molecular function: pectinesterase inhibitor activity. Lineage: Eukaryota; Viridiplantae; Streptophyta; Magnoliopsida; Lamiales; Lamiaceae. The record is from RefSeq and is a predicted model, not a curated record. Bases 284 to 868 code for a protein of 194 amino acids. The transcript has a single exon.
GACGUUGGCCGUCGCUGAGAGGGAGAGAAUGAGCGAGGUGGAAGUGAGGUCGAAAGUGAGGUUUCUGCCUUCUGGACCGACUUUGUAAUUCAAGGGAAACACGCGAGAGCGUGUCGCGUGUUUGCUUAAAGACGCGAGAGCGUGUCGCGUGUUACAUAUACACGCGAGAGCCUGAUGCGUGUUUAAUUAAACACGCGAGAGCUUCAAGCGUGUUUUGUUAAAACACGCGACAGCUUGUCGCGUCUUUCCCCUCUCUGGAAACUUUUUUUUUUUCGGGGUACAAAUGACGGAUAAAAAUCGCCAUGAGGCUGUUUCUUGGAAUUUCGUCCAUCGGCAGUCUCGGUCUCAGUCUCCGCCGUCUCUUUACAAGAGAUAUGUGAUCAAACCCGAAACUCGCUACGCUCUCUUGAACGGCCAGGCGCUCGACAAUCUCCGACAGCUCGACGAAUCCGUGCUCGUCGCAACCACAAACAGCGCUUCGAAAACGACCGCCAAAAUCCAAUCGCUUCUUCCCGGAACCUCCCAUCCCAAUCUGAAGGUGGUUUACAGCCUCUGCUCGAACUACUACCGCGCGGCGCUCUCCCCGGCCAAGGAGAAGAUCGGAUCGGGCGAUUUCGGGAGCGUCAGGUCGGCGGCGGAUACCGCUUUAAGAGACGGUAAGGAAUGCUGGAUUGCGUUUUCGAUGGCGCCGACGAGCCCUAUCGCCAUCGUAAGGGAGAACGAGGAGUUUAUGAAUUACUGCAGUGUUUUUCUCGCUAUUUUUCAUAAGCUCUACACCAUUGAAUAUUUUCUCGAUUACGAGAUGCUUUCUCAAUUAUAUUUAAUAAUAUCAAAUUUCAAUAUUUGGAUGAGUAAUAGUUAUUGGUAAGAUAAAAGGGAAAGAGAAAGAGAAAGGGAAAAAGAUAGGAAAAUCAUUUUUAUGUAUUAU